AACAUAUGUAUGUGAGAAUGCUGGAAAGUAUAAACCUAACAAGACAAAACUGAUAGAGCAACAACAUAACAAAAGAUCAAAAAAAACUGACUGUAAAUGGCACGUUAACUUGAGUAAUCCAGAAACCAGCAAUUUUGUGCAUAUAAUGCUUGUAUAUCUUGAGCAUAACCAUAAUAUUAGUGCUGAUAAUCUGAGAUUUGCCACGGCAUUUCGAAAAUUUGAUGAGUUUAUAAUGAAUGAAAUUGAACAUGCGGUUGUAUAUGGCCAUUGUGAUGUUUAUAUUAUAAGAAAUUUAUUACAGUCUUUGUUUCCUGGCCAACUUUUUCUUAUGCAAGAUUUAUCAAACGCAAUCCAAAAAAUCAAGCGUAAAAAAAAUGUUGUUGGAUCUGAUGCAUCGUAUUUACUAAAAUUUCUACUUGAACAACAAAAAGAAGAUCUUAUGAU
This is a messenger RNA of Racocetra persica, 444 nucleotides long. The record is from the annotation of a GenBank genome assembly. Lineage: Eukaryota; Fungi; Glomeromycota; Glomeromycetes; Diversisporales; Gigasporaceae.